AUGUCUAGCCGUGAUCAAGAGGAACAGCGGAAUAGAAUAAUAAGAAGCAUGUUCGUGAAUCUACAACCUCUAAAUUCUCCACAACGAGAAACUGCUGAACAUGUAUACUCCACAGCGCCACCCUCUCCAGAACUUACCAUUGAAUACGUUCGGUUGAGGAAUGAUGACGAUGAAGUGACAGAUCCUGAAAGACUAGAAAAUCAUAUCAAGGCACUCAGAGCGGAAAGUGAGGCGAAAAAAAAGCAAAGUCGUGUAGAUGACGACAUAUCUACUGACGUAUUGGAAGAAAAUGAUGAUUCCACCGACAUCUUAGAUAAUCGUUCUCUUGAAGAGGUCCGACGUAGGAAAGCUUCAUGGGAGUACAGUCCCAUACUACAACGAUUUUCGGACUCUCCUCGCCAUCCUGCCUUACUUAAUAAGUCACCAUUAAAACAACAACGAAUAACUUAUUCAAGUCAGUCUGCUUCAACGCCAGAGCAGCAAACAAACCUGCCUCGAUCUUCACGUAAAAGGAAGAGAGUCGAGUACCGAUCUGCGAAUUUAUCCACUACGCCCGAACGCCUUUCAACUUCCCGACAAUCAAGGCAGAAAAUGGUAUCCAGGCGUCCAAGUGCAAAGUUCAGGCGUACGAGCGCCCGUUACGACGACAACAUGAGAAUAAUACUGUUGACUACGUUUGCUGCGGUAUACCUAGCGUCUACAUCUGCUAUCCCUAUAGUAGAUGGGCAAAGCAAAGAUAUAGUUUCGGGUGUGUUUAUACCUGCUGAUACCUUUAAUCACUUGCAAGGUCGAAAAAGUGGCCAAGAUUCUUCACUGGAACAGAGGAGCGGAGAUCCAGCAAGUCAAAACAAUGUCCAAGUGACCUCCAAUAACCCAGGCCAGCAACCAACACAACAGAAUGUAAUUGUUAACCAACAACCAAACGCGGGUAACGCGCAACAGGCAGUCAUGGUUAAUCAACAACCAAAUCAACAGCAAGUCAAUCAAACCCCGCAGCCAGUGUACGUCAAUCAGCCUGCCCAACAGACCUAUGUAAACCAACCGACACAAGGCCAAACCUUUAUUACCCAACCUGGUCAACAGACGUAUAUCGGCCAACCAGGCCAACAAACGUUUAUAAGCCAACCCUCACAACAGCCCACUUAUGUAAACCAGCAAGGCCAACGUAUCGUAUUUAGUCAACCCAGUCAACCAGGCCAAACAGUGCUUAUGGCACGACAGCCUCAACAAACGUUCAUCAUGGCGUCACCACAGGGCCAGCCCCAACAGAUGGUAAUUCAGCGUGUAAACCAGCCUUCAAAUCAGCCGACAAUGAUCCUGGCUACUCAACCUAAUGGUCAGCAAGUUUUAUUGCAACAACAACCAAACCAAGUACUUGUUUCUCAACAGCCCAACCAGCAGCCAACAGUUUUAUUGUCUCAGCAACCAAAUCAACAGACUUUCUUAAUUCCUCAGUCUGCCGGGCAGCAACAAAUCGUGGUUGGACAACCGUCAAGCCAACAGCAAUUUACUGUUCAAAGUCCACAAGGACAGUCAGGCCAGCCACAAACCAUAUUUGUUACUGGACCACCAAAUCAUCAAACCUUCUUUGUUCAGCAACCGACCCAGCCAACAGGACCACAGACAAUUCUUCUUCAACAACCAGGCCAGCAACCAGGUCAACAAACCAUUCUAGUACAGCAACCCGGGCAGCAAUUACAGUCAAACCAGCCAGGGAUAAUGGUUCAACAACCUAUUCAGUCAAUGUCGAACAGCAAUCAAGGCAAUGUAAUCACGCUUGUACCCAAUCAAAGUAGUGGCCAAAUAUUAAUUCCAGUUCAACAAGGAAAAUAG
This is a messenger RNA of Pieris macdunnoughi, 1833 nucleotides long. NCBI's taxonomy places the organism in Eukaryota, Metazoa, Arthropoda, Insecta, Lepidoptera, Pieridae. The record is from the annotation of a GenBank genome assembly.